GACUUCACAGGAAGAGGGGGGGAAAGAGGCGGUGGGAACGGCGCAUGCGCAACAAGGAAAGCCCGUCCAGCUCGGUAUUUUCGGCUCUGGGCGGGCAAUCCCGUGUGAGCAUGCGCACUAAGUGGAGAUUCGUUGCAGCGUCCUCCUAAUUCGGAGUGAGAAUCCGGAGCGGGGAAACUACCUUUCCCGGCGUGCCCGGCCGGACUCCUCCUUUUGCCGGCUGGCAAGCGAGGGCGGGCAGCUUCGAGACGAUGGCAGAGUUGAGAGUCUUUCCCCUGGCCUGUGUGGUACAGAACUAUGCCUGGGGCAAGCUGGCCCGGGACAGCGAGGUGGCCAGACUCCUAGCCAGCAGCGAGCCUAUAAUGCGAAUCGAGUUAGAGAAGCCGUACGCUGAGCUCUGGAUGGGCACGCACCCCAAAGGGGACUCCAUCAUCCUGGAUAACCGCAUCUCCCAGAAGACCCUGGGGCAGUGGAUCGCGGACAAUCCCAGCUGCUUGGGUUCAAAGGUCAAAGAGGUUUUCCACGGGCAGCUCCCUUUCCUGUUCAAGGUGCUGUCUGUCAAAUCGGCUCUGUCCAUUCAGGCUCAUCCAACCAAGGAGCUGGCUGAGAAACUUCAUGCCCAGUACCCGGAGCAUUACCCCGAUAACAACCACAAGCCAGAGAUGGCGAUCGCCCUGACCCCCUUCGACGGUCUCUGUGGCUUCCGGCCCGUGGAAGAGAUUGUGACUUUCCUUCAGAAGGUCCCUGAAUUCCGAGCCCUGAUUGGGAACGUGGCCGCCGAACAGCUGGAACGCUGCGUGGACGACGACCCGCGGGGAGUGUCGGCCGCCCUGCGCGUCUGCUUUACCAGGAUGAUGAAGAGUGAGAAGAAAUUCUGCGUGGAGCAGCUCAACCUGCUGGUGAAACGGAUUAGCCAAAGAACCGCUGAAGGGAAAGACACUUCAGGAAGCUGCGGGGACCUUCUGCUAAAGCUUCACUCGCAGUUCCCGGGAGAUAUCGGCUGCUUUUCCAUUUAUUUCCUAAACCUGGUCAGGCUAGAGCCGGGGGAGUGCAUGUUCCUUGGAGCCAACGAGCCGCAUGCCUAUCUUCACGGAGACUGCAUCGAAUGCAUGGCCUGUUCAGACAACACCGUCCGGGCAGGCCUCACGCCCAAGUUCAUUGACGUCCUCACCCUGUGCGAAAUGCUGAAUUACAUGCCAGCCCCGAGCAACGACAAGCUGCUGACCCCCACCCAAAGCCGCCUGGACCCUUGUGUCUCCAUCUACGACCCCCCCGUCCCAGACUUCGCUGUCAUGAAGAUAGAGAUUCCUUCCACUGUCAAGCUGUACCUCAUUUCAGCCAUCGAUUCGGCCAGCAUCGUGUUGGUGAUCAACGGCACAGCGGCGGGCACCUCCACCGCUGCCAGUUCCGAGAUGGCUCUCCGUCCGGGCACAGUGCUCUUCAUCUCUGCAAACGAGAGCAUCUCUCUGCACCUCUCCACAACCGAGGGGAUGCUGCUCUUCCGUGCCUGCUGCCUCUUAUAACAUGGGAUGCUUUGACCCUCUGACCUGGCUUGGCAAACAACUCGCCUUCGGCAAGGAAGAGGAAACAGGAAAGGAAGAGAAACCACCCAAAUCCCCUCACUAGAGUGUAGCUGUCAGGGGUUCAUGUGAUUCAAUAAAAAGGAUGUGGCGUCCCCUGGCCCAUA
Sphaerodactylus townsendi is the source of this 1687-nucleotide messenger RNA. RefSeq names its product mannose phosphate isomerase (gene MPI). The transcript has 10 exons. Gene Ontology annotation, biological process: carbohydrate metabolic process; GDP-mannose biosynthetic process. The record is from RefSeq and is a predicted model, not a curated record. NCBI's taxonomy places the organism in Eukaryota, Metazoa, Chordata, Lepidosauria, Squamata, Sphaerodactylidae. Gene Ontology annotation, cellular component: cytosol. Bases 252 to 1523 code for a protein of 423 amino acids. Gene Ontology annotation, molecular function: zinc ion binding; mannose-6-phosphate isomerase activity.